AUGAAAAUCCCCUGCGCUGGUGGAAGCAAAAAAGCGAUUUGUUGCCGGCAGCCCCUCCUUCCAGCCCUCCGAAUGACUGGCAACUCCCGGCUCCCCUUGGGAAGCGGGGAUGGAGCUGCCGCCUCCCUGCCGGACCGGAGCUCCCGGUGUGAACAUUUACAGAAAGAACUAGCAGUUAAGAGCAUCGGUCGACUCUGUGAGAUUUUGCAAGAUGAUUUCAUUGGGGUUGAGGAUGCUGAUGCGUCUGAGAAAAGCGUAAAUGAAGAAAAUGGGGAAGUAUCAGAGGCAGACCAACCUCAGAACAAGCACAGCCGACAUAAAAAAAAGAAACACAAACAUCGAAGUAAACACAAGAAACAUAAACAUUCUUCAGAAGAAGAUAAGGACAAAAAACAUAAACACAGACACAAACAUAAGAAACAUAAACGGAAAGAGGCAGCUGAUGCCUCUGACAAGGAAGAUGGACCAGCUAAAAGAACUAAAAUUGAUUUUUUAGCUCCUCUGGAAGACUUGGAAAAACAAAGAGCAUUAUUGAAAGCUGAACUUGAAAAUGAAUUAAUGGAAGGAAAAGUCCAGUCUGGGAUGGGAUUAAUAUUACAAGGUUAUGAGUCAGGAUCUGAAGAAGAGGGGGAGAUUAAUGAAAAAGCGCGAAAUGGAACGAGACCUGCAGCUAAGUCAAACACUAAGGGGAAAUUAGAACCUGUGGACAAUAAAACUAGUUCCAAGAAAGGAAGUAAGAGUGAAUCAAAAGAAAGGACUAGGCACAGGUCUGACAAAAAGAAAGGCAAAGUAGGAGCUGAUGGAAUCAAAGAGAAGACAGCUAGAAGCAAGUCAAAAGAGAGGAGGAAAUCCAAAAGCCCUUAUAAGAGAAGUAAGUCUCAAGAUCAAACAAGGAAAUCCAGGUCUCCAAUGCUUAAAAGGCGAUCUCAGGAGAAAAACAGAAAGUCUAAGUCUCCCCCAGAGGAUAGAAAUAAGGCUGAUGAUAAAAGUAAAUCAAGAGAUCGCAGAAAGUCUCCAGUUGUAAAUGAAAACAAAAGUCGAGAUCGUGGCAGAAAAUCUAAAUCUCCAACAGAACUAAGAAGCAAAUCCAAAGAUAGAAGAUCACGGUCCAAAGAUAGAAAACCUAGGAGAUCAGAGACUGACAAAGAAAAAAAGCCAAUUAAAUCUCCUUCUAAAGAUGCUUCUUCAGGGAAAGAAAACAGGUCCCCUAGGCGACCUGGCCGUAGCCCAAAAGGAAGAAGCUUAUCUCCCAAACAACGUGAAAAGUCAAGAAGAAGCAGAUCCCCUCUCUUCAAUGAUCGUAGAUCUAAACAGAGUAAAUCCCCCUCUCGAACCCGGUCCCCGGUUAGAAGGAUGAGGAGUCGGUCUGCAGAAAGGAAAAGACGAGAAUCAGAAAGGAGGCGUCUUUCUUCUCCCAGAACGCGGACCAGAGAUGAUAUUUUGUCCAGACGUGAAAGAUCAAAAGACAUUAGCCCACCCAGUAGAUGGUCCCCAUCCAGAAGAAGGUCUCGGUCCCCCAUUAGAAGGAGAUCUCGUUCUCCCCUACGACGUAGCCGAUCUCCAAGAAGGCGGAGUAGAUCUCCUCGAAGGAGGGAUAGAGGCCGAAGAAGUAGAUCUCGCCUUCGAAGGAGGUCCAGGUCACGUGGUGGCCAUCGGCGUAGGAGCAGAAGCAAAGUUAAAGAAGACAAAUUUAAAGGUAGUCUCUCCGAGGGUAUGAAAGCUGAACAGGAGUCUUCCUCAGAUGAAAACCUUGAAGACUUUGAUUUGGAAGAAGAGGAUGAAGAAGCGGAGAUAAGACAAAGGCGACUACAGCGACAAGCAAUUGUUCAGAAAUACAAAGGCCAGACGGAAGACAGUAAUAUCUCUGUACCAUCUGAACCCAGCAGUCCUCAAAGUAGUACACGUAGUCGCUCGAAUUCUCCAGAUGACAUCUUGGAAAGAGUAGCUGCUGAUGUUAAGGAGUACGAACGGGAGAAUGUGGACACGUUUGAGGCAUCAGUUAAAGCCAAGCACAACCUCAUGACGGUUGAACAGAACAAUGGUUCAUCUCAGAAGAAGCUGCUAGCUCCUGAUAUGUUCACAGAAUCGGAUGAUAUGUUCGCUGCAUACUUUGAUAGUGCUCGUCUAAGGGCUGCUGGGUUUGGAAAAGACUUCAAAGAAAACCCCAAUCUCAGGGAUAACUGGACUGAUGCAGAAGGCUAUUACCGUGUUAAUAUAGGUGAAGUUCUAGAUAAACGGUACAAUGUCUAUGGUUACACUGGUCAGGGAGUCUUCAGUAACGUAGUGCGAGCCAGGGACAUGGCAAGAGCCAACCAGGAAGUAGCGGUUAAAAUCAUCAGGAACAAUGAACUUAUGCAAAAAACUGGCCUCAAAGAACUGGAAUUUUUGAAGAAGCUCAAUGAUGCAGAUCCCGAUGACAAGUUUCAUUGUCUACGAUUGUUCAGGCAUUUCUACCACAAACAACAUCUCUGUCUGGUAUUUGAGCCACUCAGUAUGAACUUACGAGAGGUGUUGAAAAAGUACGGGAAAGAUGUUGGCCUCCAUAUUAAAGCUGUGCGUUCCUACAGCCAGCAGCUGUUCCUGGCUUUAAAGCUUCUUAAAAGAUGCAAUAUCCUACAUGCAGAUAUUAAACCAGAUAAUAUUUUGGUGAAUGAAUCUAAAACGAUAUUAAAGCUUUGCGAUUUUGGAUCAGCUUCGCAUGUUGCAGAUAAUGAUAUCACACCGUAUCUAGUUAGUAGAUUUUACCGAGCUCCAGAAAUUAUUAUAGGAAAAAUCUAUGACUAUGGUAUAGAUAUGUGGUCUGUAGGCUGCACAUUAUAUGAACUUUAUACAGGAAAAAUACUCUUUCCUGGCAAAACCAAUAACCAUAUGUUGAAACUAGCCAUGGAUCUCAAAGGAAAGAUGCCAAACAAGAUGAUUCGAAAAGGUGUAUUCAAAGAUCAGCACUUUGAUCAAAAUCUCAACUUUAUGUAUAUAGAAGUAGAUAAAGUGACAGAAAGGGAGAAAGUUACUGUAAUGAGCACCAUUAAUCCAACCAAGGACCUAUUAGCAGACUUGAUUGGGUGCCAACGACUCCCUGAAGACCAGCGUAAAAAAGUACACCAGCUAAAGGACUUGUUGGACCAGAUCCUAAUGUUAGACCCAGCUAAACGGAUUAGCAUCAACCAGGCUCUGCAGCACGCCUUCAUCCAGGAAAAAAUUUAAACCAGAUGAAGAAGUUCAAAGGGUUUGAGUAAUUAAGAUACAAAGACUGAAGAAAUUUCACAGCAGUUAUUAAUGUAUAUAAACAUAAAUAUUUCCCCUGCAAAGUUGAGGAAGAAAUGAUACAUUUGAAUUAACAUCGAGGCUGAUAUUUCUUUUAGAAAUGUUAGAGUAAUUCUGUUUCGUGUCUUAUGUGAAAAUUUUCACUGUAGAACUGUUUUAAUUGCCAAGACUGCACAGAAGUACAAUGCUAAUGUAUAUGGUUGCAGUUCGUAUAUAUUAUAAAAAGAAAAAAAGCAUCUGUUAUAAAAAAAAAAGAAAGAAACAAAAAAAAAGAGCAGUAAUACUGGGUGGUUGAUUUGUUUUUAGCAGACUUGGCUUCAUUUUUGUCUUUAAGAAAUGGCCAGCAUAAAUGCUGUUUAUAUUCACGUUUUCCUAGGUGUGUGUGUGCAGGCCACAGCAGCAUGCCCUUGGUGUAGUCAGUGCCGAAGGGGGUCUGUUCCUUCUUGAGCCUGCCCGCAGGGAUGGUCUCCUCUUUUAAAGCAGGUUGUGUACAACUUUCAGUACACUGAAGGUAAGCUAACCCAUCAACAUCACCGGUGUUUAAGCUGUUAUUUUACUGCAACGACUGACAAAUGAGAGACAAUAGCGUUGUGGCAGAAGUCCCUGCAUGUUUGAGAAAUGACCUUGUUUUAUUUUCUGGCAUUGCAACCGUGGCAUAGUUACAACUUCUGUUCUGUUCAUCACAUUUAAAAUUUCCAGAGUGCGCACUUGAUGGAUAGAGCGCCUUCAGUGUACUGUUUCUUAUUACUUUAAUUUUUUUAAUCAACUUGCUAUAGACUUUGUAUACAUUUUGUUAAAUACAGUUCACUAUGACAUAGAAACCAAUACUUACAGAAGAGUUUUCAUUUAGUAAUUACAUAUGUUGGGAUCUCAUUCGAAAGACCUUAUAUCUAAAGGAUAGCUAGACAACAUAAUGAAAUUUUUAACUAUUUGUAUGUCAUUUUGAAAGUGUACUGCUUUAUGCUAAAAGUGUUUCAUUUGUUCAUUGUUUUCAUUAUUUGUGAUCAUGUUGUCUUUCAAUACAGGCAUAAACCUUCCACUCUUGAACAAAGCAGCUGCUUUUUAAAAGCGGUAAUUGCUUCUUUACCUUUUAUUUCUUUUGUAAAUGAAGCUUUUCUUUAAGAAAUGUGACUUUAAAGUGUUGUCUCUUGCAUAAAACAGUUGACACUUACUUAUUGUAAAGUGAAGAUUGUUCUGCUGCAUGUAAAGUGGACCAUGCAGAUUUCUGUAUGUUUUCAGUAUGCAUCAUUAGAUAAUAAAGUCUUUUGUGAACAAGGCAUUUGUAGCCAUUUUUAAAAGAAUCUGUCUUCAGUGAUGGUAAAUCAGGUAAUUCGUAAGAACAUCCCCUGCAUUUCCUAUUAAUCAUUUAAUUAAAGGCAUUAUUAAAUGUUAUGAUCUUUGGGAGAGUAAUAGGCUAUGUUAAUUAGAUAUAUAAUUAUCACUACUUAAACAAAAACAAAGCAAAAAAAAAAAACCCUACAGAUAGUGUCUGUCUGCUUUCAUUGUAAUGAAAUUAUUCCUGUAGGACAUGGGAUUAAAUUCAGGCUUUAACUAAUGUUUGUGCUGUUUUUCUCACUUUUCCUUUUGAUGGUGCUGAAAGAGAAAAAGGAAAGCGAGUCACAGGCCACUCAACGCCUACUCCAUGGGUCUGAUUUGCUGAGACACCAACUUCACCUUCCUAACAAGGUUAUUUCUGACAGCAUGUGUAGAUAAACAUUUAGCAACGAGUUAGAACAGCUUGAAACAUUUGAGUUGGUUGUGCAGCGCGAGGAAACCAGAAUCAAACUUUGCAGGUCCAUACCGCUGUUGUAAUGUUCUCUCUGACAAUAUUAAGAAAUUCAUCUUUUCAUUUGUAUUAAUAUAUUCUGAAAAGCUGUGAAACCCCUACUGGUUUCACCUACUCUAUAAUACUUCUUUGAACUAAGAAGGGUUUUUGUAUCCAUCUAGGUGCAUAAUGGCAACAAUCAUGCACUCUCAGUGCACUCAAGAAUGGAAAAAUGUCCCAAAGCAGUCAUUCUGCUGGUGGGGAAUACCCCACCCAGGAGAUGUAAUGAACUAACUACGAAAAACAAGCAGGAGAUGGGUGGUUUUGUAUGCCUAUUUGGAACCUUCAACCUGUCUCUUCUCAAUUUAUUUUGUAAAAUUCUUAAUAAAGAAUAAUCUCUCCUUCUUUCCACAUAUUAAGGUAUCUUGUUCGUACAGGAAAUAAAUAUAUUUUAAAAGUAGCUUUCACGUUUGAUGAAAUACUAGUUGCUUGUUAAUUAGAUACAGAAAGUAACUUGCACUUUUACAACAUAAGCAGCACUUCUGAGGGCAGUUUUACACAGAUGUAGUAAUAGCUUUAUUCUAUCUGUUGCUUUGUAGUUAUUCUUAAAAUAGGAAUAUUAAACAAUGAAAUAAGUUGGUGAUACAGAAACAAAGCAGUAGAAAAGAUGCCCCUUAAUGCCUACAGAACUGUUUUAAGCUAUUCUGGAGAAGCAUAAAGUUGCUCGUUUACUUGUUCUUUGUGUUGUAGGUGCAGCUCAAAAGAAGAUGAUGGCUACCAGAAGAACAUGAACAAAGGUUUCUGUCUUAUAAAAGAUAUGAAAAAUACUCUUCGUGUAGUUCUGUCUUAAUCUUUUGGUUUCCAGCAUUCCAAUUUAGAAUUUAUUAGCUCUGCUGCAGUACUGAUAAUUCCUGAAAAAUACUUACUGUAUCAGAAUUUGUUGCAUUGAUGUGUUUGCUUCGUUUCUGGUUGAAGAGAUUUUUUUUUUUAAAUUGUGAUUAAAUGAUUAAAUGUAGGUAAAUAAGCAUUACUGUUUAAAUGCAAUUAUCUUAAAAUGAUAGAAUGAUCAGUACAAAACAUACGAAAUUGAGGAAAAAAUGCCAUUAUAUUUGAUUAAAAUACAUGUGUUUUAACUAAUAAAUAUUUUAGCAGAUGAUGCACUCUUUUCUUUAACUUCAGCAUGUUUGUUAUUUUAAUUCUGUCAAACUUUAUUGUUGAUACAGAGAUUAGCUGACAGGGAUUAUUCCAAACAAGUGGAUUUCAGUCCUCCAUCCACUGUCAGCGUCAGUUGGUACUUGUUGUUGGCAAGAGUAGAAAAUCUUUUAGUGCUGGCUUCCAAAGCCUGUGGAAUUUAGGUCUUUUUGACAGUGUUAAGGAACCUCUCCAGUUGUAGGCACCGGCUGUCCCAUGGGCCUGUGGUCUCUGAGGAGAGCAGAGCAGCUGCCGGUGCCGCUGCAGUCAGCUCUAUUCCUUGGCUGCAGCUUCUGGCAAAAACAGAACAGCUGGGCAACAAGAGUUUUCUUGUGGAACUAUUUGUCAGCUGAUCUAAGAGAUUACACGAUGAUGUAAUUUCUAUCUUCAUCCGAGGUCCUACUUAAAGGAAGUUUGGCUAAAUUUACUGUGCUGAUUCCUGUUUCCUUCUCCCUCGUGGUGACAAGGAGCUUCCCAUUUGACAUACUUAGUUUGCCAAGCGUUCAUCAAAAACAAAAUACCAGCCCUAUGCAGUUAGAGUGUGUUAUUACCUUGGUGUAUACUACUCUUUAAAAAUUAAGAACUGUUUAAGAGCUUUUGAUAGAAUAUGAUGAUUCCUUUAAAACCUUUUUAAUAAUACUUUAUCUCCGUACAUAGGGUAAGUGGCAUUAAACUUCCGAAGAACCUUUAUGUGCUUAUUGACCCAUGCCCAGGAGGCACACCGGGCUGUGACACCACUGGAGACAGAGCCAUCUUCUGCAGUAUGUCUAAAGCUGUAACUCGGGUGGAGGAUGUUGGGCAGCAGCAGUUGCAAUCAAUAAAGUACGCUUAAAACUUA
This is a messenger RNA of Calidris pugnax (ruff), 7058 nucleotides long. It is a transcript of the gene PRP4K, whose product is annotated as pre-mRNA processing factor 4B. Gene Ontology annotation, molecular function: protein serine/threonine kinase activity; ATP binding. The coding region runs from base 1 to 3204 and encodes 1067 amino acids. Gene Ontology annotation, biological process: peptidyl-serine phosphorylation; peptidyl-threonine phosphorylation; mRNA cis splicing, via spliceosome. The transcript is spliced from 16 exons. NCBI's taxonomy places the organism in Eukaryota, Metazoa, Chordata, Aves, Charadriiformes, Scolopacidae. The record is from RefSeq and is a predicted model, not a curated record.